Messenger RNA from Musca vetustissima, 1287 nucleotides. RefSeq names its product carboxypeptidase B1-like. Gene Ontology annotation, molecular function: zinc ion binding; metallocarboxypeptidase activity. Bases 1 to 1287 code for a protein of 428 amino acids. Gene Ontology annotation, biological process: proteolysis. Lineage: Eukaryota; Metazoa; Arthropoda; Insecta; Diptera; Muscidae. The record is from RefSeq and is a predicted model, not a curated record. The transcript has 3 exons.
AUGUGGUGGAAAAAUUACUAUCUGCAUCUGGCACUUUUAGUUAUAGGUGCAACCCUUGGGGAAUCCUAUGAACUCUAUAAAGAUUAUAAAAUUUACAAUGUUUAUGCCGAAAAUGAAAAUCAAUUGCACAACCUUUACAAACUGAGUAAGGCGAAUAGAAAAUAUGAUUUCCUCAAUCUAGCACGACGUCCUGAGGAUAUUACGAAAAUUCUAAUACCACCCCAAUUAAAUGACAUGUUGAAAAUGGCCUUGGAAGGAUUGCAGUUAAAUUUCACAUUGGCUCAUGAUGAUGUUUCCCAGCUGAUACUGAAAGAGCGCCAGGAACAUUUACGUAACACCCCUCCCGAAUAUCCUUUAAAAGUAUUCGAACGUUAUUAUCGCCACGAUGAAAUCAAUACCCAUAUGGAAGUAUUAGCCCAACUAUAUCCCUCUCGUGUGUAUGUGAAAACCUUUGGCUGGUCCUACGAAAGACGUCCGCUGAAAGUGAUUACCAUUACCAAUGGCGAUAAACGCAACGAUAAGAAGGUGAUAUUUGUUGAUGCCGCCAUGCAUGCCCGCGAAUGGAUAACACCCGCCAUGGCCUUGCAUAUUAUGAGUGAACUGAUAGAGAAUUACGAAAAUAAUAAACAUUUACUGGAGGAAUACGAUUGGGUUAUUCUACCCGUUGUCAAUGCGGAUGGCUAUGAGUAUACGCACGAAGAGUAUCGUUAUUGGCGUAAAACUCGAAAACCCAAUUAUGUGGUGAAUGAAGAUGGCGAAGAAUGCUUUGGCACAGAUCCCAAUCGUAAUUUUGGUCAUUAUUGGGAUUUUGAAGAAGGUGCCUCCUCUGACCCGUGUGAUGAACUCUAUCGAGGAGAGAAGGCUUUUUCGGAACCCGAAACCCAAGUGGUGCGUGAUAUAAUGCGUACCUAUCGUGGACGUUUGAUGUGGUAUUUGACUCUGCACUCUUAUGGUAAUUAUAUUCUAUUGCCAUGGGGUCACACCAAUGAAUUACCCGAAAACUUUUACGAAAUGAUGGAUGUUGCAGAUGCGGGUGCCAUGGCCAUUGUCUUGACCACCGGUACCAGUUACACUUAUGGUAAUACCUAUAAAGUUAUUUACCCCACAUCGGGUGAUUCAAGUGAUUAUGCUCUGGCCGCUAUUAAUGUCCCAGUCAGUUUGUGUAUUGAAAUGCCGGCUGGCGGUUUCUCGGGAUUUGAUCCACCACCAAGACAGAUUGAAGGAUUUGUAACUGAAACAUGGAUUGGGGUGCGCGCCAUGGCCGAAACUGUGAUUGAGAAAUAUUGA